AUGGCUCGGCCGUCCGUCUGCCUGCUAGCCUCGCUGUCUGCGCUGCUCCUAGGUAUCGCCGCCGUCUCCAGAUCGAAGGGCCUGCGGGGCACGGAGAGUCAAAAGGAGCUGCGAAUCCCUUCUCAGUUCAGCCAAGAGCAGCGCAUCGCCAUGAAGGAAGCGCUGAAAGGUGCCAUCCAGAUUCCAACAGUGUCUUUCAGCCCCAAGGAGCUCAACACAACAGCCCUGGCUGAGUUUGGAGAAUACAUUCGUAAAGUCUUUCCUACUGUGUUCCAUACCAGCUUUAUCCGGCAUGAGGUCAUAGGAAAUUACAGCCACCUGUUCACUGUCAAAGGCUCAGACCCCAGCAUGCAGCCCUACAUGCUCCUCGCUCACAUUGACGUGGUGCCUGCCCCGGACAGAGGCUGGGACGUGCCCCCCUUCUCUGGGUUGGAGCGUGAUGGCUUCAUCUAUGGUCGAGGCACACUGGACAACAAGAACUCUCUUAUGGCAAUCCUUCAGGCCUUGGAGCUUCUGCUGAUCAGAAGCUACAUCCCCCGAAGAUCUUUCUUCAUUGCUCUGGGCCAUGAUGAGGAGGUGUCAGGGAUAAAUGGGGCGCAGAAGAUCUCAGCCCUGCUCCAGGCAAGGGGUGUCCAGCUCGCCUUCCUGGUGGAUGAGGGGAGCUUCAUCUUGGAUGGUUUCUUUCCCAGCCUCAAGAAGCCCUUUGCCAUGGUUUCAGUUUCCGAGAAGGGUGCAAUUAACCUCAUGCUGCAAGUCAACAUGACUCCAGGCCACUCUUCAGCUCCUCCAAAGGAAACAAGCAUAGGCAUUCUCGCCGCUGCGGUCAGCCGACUGGAGCAGACACCGAUGCCAAACAUGUUUGGAGGUGGGCCGUUGAGGACAGCACUGGAACAACUGGCAGAUGAGUUUCCCUUCCCUACCAAUAUAGUCUUGAACAACCUGUGGCUAUUUCGGCCCCUUGUAAGCAGGUUGAUGGAGAGGAAUUACAUAACCAAUUCGCUGGUCAGGACCACCACGGCGCUCACCAUGUUCAAUGCUGGGGUCAAGGUGAACGUCAUCCCCCCUGUGGCCGAGGCCAUCAUCAACUUCCGAAUUCACCCCGCACAGACUGUUCAGGAGGUCCUAAAACUAGCCAAGGACAUUGUGGCUGAUGACCGGGUCCACUUCCACGUGUUGGAUGCCUUUGACCCCCUGCCUGUCAGCCCCUCUGAUGAUCAGGCCUUGGGUUACCAGCUGCUCCGCCAGACCAUACAAUCUGUCUUCCCGGAAGUCAACAUUGUUACCCCAGGUACUUGUAUUGGCAACACAGACAGCAGACACUAUCUGAAUCUGACCACCAGCAUCUACCGGUUCAACCCCCUCUACAUACAGCCACAGGGCUUCAGUAGCAUCCAUGGAAUCAACGAGAAAAUCUCGGUCCAAGCCUAUGAGACCCAGGUGAAAUUCAUCUUCGAGUUUAUCCAGAAUGGUGACACAGACAUGGAGCCAGUUUCUCACCAGCACGAACUGUGA
Molecule: messenger RNA, 1512 nt
Organism: Rangifer tarandus platyrhynchus (Svalbard reindeer)
Lineage: Eukaryota; Metazoa; Chordata; Mammalia; Artiodactyla; Cervidae
Source: the annotation of a GenBank genome assembly